This is a messenger RNA of Paramormyrops kingsleyae, 1812 nucleotides long. Its product is annotated as cortexin-2. The record is from RefSeq and is a predicted model, not a curated record. Lineage: Eukaryota; Metazoa; Chordata; Actinopteri; Osteoglossiformes; Mormyridae.
GACACAAGGAGUGCCAGCAACAGGUCAGAGGAGAGGAGAGUGGGAUAAGCCAAGCUGCAGUAGCAGCUGCAGUCAGCCCCCAGCUCGCCUCCUGGGCUCGCUCACGCCGGCACGGCCAGAGACCUGCUCACCCAGACUCUUCCUCAUCGCUGUGCUGAGAUCUCUGCCGGGAAGAUGAACACGUCCUCUUCGCUCUAAUCAUGUGGUUUCCGUCCAUAGGUGGGGUCGCCAAGCUUGCUCUCACGCCCGCAUCACAAUUCUGCCACUGAAGAUGAACUAUCCAGAGCUGCGAGGAAAGCAACAGACGUUAUCUGAUGUCCAGCACCCCCAGGACUGUAGUGAGGACACCUCACCAUGUGUAACAUUCACUUCAACCACUCCCUCGCCCCAAUGAGUGGCAGUGACAUCAUGGGAUACUCUCUGACUCUGGAACAGAAGACGGCCUUUGCGUUUGUGGGCAUGUUGCUGGUGUUCCUGGGGCUGCUUAUAGUCAGGUGCUUCCGAAUCCUCCUGGAUCCCUACAGCAGCAUGCCCUCCUCUACAUGGGCAGACGGCGUGGAGGGCUUGGAGAAGGGCACCUUUGAGUAUGCUCUAGCCUAAAUCACGCAAGGCCAGCAAUGGACAGAGGGCAUCUCUCUUCCAAUGAGUCUGAAGCGACAGGAGACUAUAUGACCGCCCCGUGUGCCGUAAGCUUGCGGCUGCGUCACUGCCCCUUUGUGGUCGAUGACUGUUUGUUGUCGUAAAAUUUACCAGGGUUGUUUGGCUGUAAAUUACAGAAGGCUGCGGUGUAUGUACUGAGGGAGAUGUCUAAGACUCAGAGAAAGUGGGAAAUUUAUUAACAAAACAUGAAAAAAGACAUAAACUGUGACACCUGAGAACUGGAUUAAGCUUACCCUGUACACAAGCAAACAGGCAACAUACUCAAGUACACCGUGUGGAUCUCGUCAUUCUGGAUGUCUCGUAAAAGAGCUAAGCUCUACUCCUGUUUGAGUAUAAUAACUACAUGUCCUGCAUAAGGAUGAAAUCUUUAGCAUAGUGAAUUCAGGUCACUUGAUUGAUGUAUUAACUUCCACUGAUACAGUAACUGUGUGGGUAGGUCCAGCUUAUAUCUUUUUCCAGUGAUGUUGGCGACAGCUGCACGCAGUGACCAUGCAGCACUGUAACUUAGCACUGGUAACAGCUCAUAAUGUUCAUCCACUGUGUUUAAGGUGUUUGUGACCAUGUGACGUUUAAGAAAUUCUUUGCUGUAUAGCUGUGGCAAAAUGACAGUAUUUCAUCCUGUUGCCCAUUGCCUGUUGCCCAUUGGAUGGCACGGAAAUGUCGCUAGUUUGCCACGGAUUCCUGGAUACAUCCUGAAUAAUCAUAGUAGGAGGUUGUCUUCCAGCCCUCCGGUACAGCCUGAAGUUCUCCCUGUAGAUGGUGUGAGAAUGGCAAAGAACACCCGUCACGGUCACCCCAGUAAAGUGACAGGAACCCAGUACGAUGGGUCCAGGAAAAUGCUGAGUCUGUCAAUCAGUGGGCUUAUCCAGUUUCUUUCCAGGGAUAAAACGGGCCAUGGCUGCUCUUUGGAAGAAAGCUUAUCCGGUUCAGCCCAUGCCAAGUUCUCCUCAUGCUGUGGAUUUGCCUUACUGUAACCUAGAAUGGGUUUAUGUGCCUUCAUUUUGAACUGUUCCAACUUUCUCCCACCAGGUGGCACCUGCUGUAGAUAUUAUGUCCGUCUCCACGCCAACACUAGCUCUGGGGAAAGUGAUAGCUCCCUGCGGUGGCUGUCUCUAUGCCCUGUGAAAUAAACCAUCCUCUUGGUCUAGUGUC